AUGGCUCAUGCAGCGUCUCAAUUAAAGAAAAACAGGGAUUUAGAAAUCAAUGCUGAAGAGGAGACUGAGAGAAAAAGGAAACAUCGAAAACGGUCCCGAGAUCGGAAGAAAAAGUCUGAUGCAAAUGCCAGCUACCUAAGAGCUGCUCGAGCUGGAAAUUUGGAAAAGGCACUUGACUACAUCAAGAAUGGCGUAGACAUCAACAUCUGCAAUCAGAAUGGGUUGAAUGCACUCCAUCUUGCUUCCAAAGAAGGACACGUGGAAGUUGUAUCCGAAUUGAUACAUCGAGAUGCCAAUGUGGAUGCAGCGACAAAGAAAGGAAACACAGCUUUACACAUAGCAUCUCUGGCGGGGCAGACAGAAGUAGUAAAAGUUCUAGCAACAAAUGGAGCCAACCUCAAUGCACAAUCUCAGAAUGGAUUUACACCAUUGUAUAUGGCAGCCCAGGAAAAUCACCUGGAAGUCGUCAAGUUUCUUCUGGAUAAUGGGGCAAGUCAGAGCCUGGCCACAGAGGAUGGAUUCACACCCCUGGCGGUAGCUUUGCAGCAAGGCCAUGACCAAGUGGUUUCGCUACUGCUUGAAAAUGACACAAAAGGAAAAGUCCGACUUCCCGCACUUCACAUAGCUGCUCGCAAGGAUGACACAAAAGCCGCUGCCCUGCUGCUGCAGAAUGACAGCAAUGCAGACGUGGAAUCCAAGAGUGGCUUCACCCCGCUUCACAUUGCUGCCCAUUAUGGAAAUAUCAACGUAGCCACGUUACUGUUAAAUCGAGGUGCUGCUGUGGACUUCACUGCAAGGAAUGACAUUACACCCUUACAUGUUGCAUCAAAACGAGGAAAUGCCAACAUGGUGAAAUUGCUGCUUGAUCGAGGAGCAAAGAUUGAUGCCAAAACAAGGGACGGGCUGACCCCCCUGCACUGCGGAGCAAGGAGCGGUCACGAGCAAGUGGUGGAGAUGCUCUUGGAUCGAGCUGCCCCCAUCCUCUCCAAAACCAAGAAUGGAUUGUCUCCAUUGCAUAUGGCGACCCAAGGGGAUCACCUAAACUGUGUCCAGCUUCUCCUCCAACAUAACGUGCCUGUUGAUGAUGUCACUAAUGACUACUUGACCGCACUGCACGUCGCUGCCCACUGUGGCCACUACAAAGUUGCCAAGAUUCUCUUGGACAAGAAAGCUAACCCUAAUGCCAAAGCACUGAAUGGUUUUACACCCCUUCAUAUCGCCUGUAAGAAGAACCGAAUUAAAGUCAUGGAGCUUCUCCUGAAACAUGGUGCAUCCAUCCAAGCUGUGACUGAGUCGGGCCUUACCCCAAUCCACGUGGCUGCUUUUAUGGGGCAUGCAAAUAUCGUAUCUCAGCUCAUGCAUCACGGAGCAUCACCAAACACCACCAACGUGAGAGGAGAGACAGCUCUGCACAUGGCAGCCCGUGCCGGCCAAUCAGAAGUCGUGCGGUAUCUGGUCCAAAAUGGAGCCCAGGUAGAAGCUAAAGCAAAGGAUGACCAGACUCCGCUCCACAUUUCGGCUCGACUGGGAAAGGCAGACAUAGUCCAGCAGCUUUUGCAACAAGGAGCCUCUCCAAAUGCAGCUACCACUUCCGGGUACACUCCUUUACACCUUUCAGCACGAGAGGGACAUGAGGACGUGGCCUCAGUUCUUUUGGACAAUGGUGCAUCGUUAGCUAUAACGACAAAGAAAGGGUUCACCCCUCUUCAUGUGGCUGCAAAAUACGGGAAGCUGGAAGUAGCCAAACUCUUGCUUCAGAAAAAUGCAUCUCCAGAUGCCGCAGGAAAGAGUGGUUUAACCCCACUGCAUGUAGCUGCUCACUAUGAUAACCAGAAAGUGGCCCUGCUUCUCCUGGACCAAGGAGCCUCGCCCCACGCCGCAGCAAAGAACGGUUACACGCCGCUGCACAUCGCGGCCAAAAAGAAUCAGAUGGACAUAGCCACCAGCCUGCUCGAGUAUGGCGCAGACGCCAACGCCGUGACCAGGCAAGGGAUCUCUUCUGUGCACUUGGCUGCCCAGGAGGGCCUCGUGGACAUGGUGUCCUUGCUUCUCUCCAGAAAUGCCAACGUGAAUCUUAGCAAUAAGAGUGGCCUGACACCGCUCCACCUGGCUGCACAAGAGGACAGAGUGAAUGUGGCCGAGGUCCUUGUGAAUCAAGGAGCAGCCAUCGAUGCCCCAACCAAGAUGGGCUACACGCCACUACACGUGGGCUGCCACUACGGGAACAUCAAGAUUGUUAACUUCCUGCUCCAGCACUUCGCGAAGGUCAACGCCAAAACGAAGAAUGGGUACACACCCCUCCACCAGGCAGCCCAGCAGGGCCACACCCACAUCAUCAACAUCUUACUGCAGAACAAUGCCUCCCCCAACGAGCUCACUGUGAAUGGAAACACGGCGCUAGCCAUCGCUAAGAGGCUUGGCUACAUCUCCGUGGUCGACACCUUAAAGGUAGUGACGGAAGAGACCACGACAACAAUUACGGUCACAGAGAAGCACAAAUUGAAUGUUCCUGAAACGAUGAAUGAAGUUCUCGAUAUGUCGGAUGAUGAAGUUCGUAAAGCCAAUACCCCUGAAAUGCUCAGUGAUGGCGAGUAUAUAUCAGAUGUUGAAGAAGGUGAAGAUGCAAUGACAGGGGAUACAGACAAAUAUCUUGGGCCCCAAGAUCUCAAAGAGCUAGGAGAUGAUUCUCUGCCCGCGGAAGGAUACAUAGGCUUCAGCAUGGGAGCUCGCUCAGCCAGCCUCCGCUCCUUCAGUUCGGAUAGGUCUUACACACUGAACCGAAGCUCUUAUGCCCGGGACAGCAUGAUGAUCGAAGAAUUGCUGGUGCCAUCAAAGGAUCAGCACCUGACAUUUACAAGGGAAUUCGAUUCCGAUUCCCUUAGGCAUUAUAGCUGGGCUGCAGACACCCUGGACAAUGUUAACCUUGUCUCGAGCCCCAUUCACUCUGGGUUCCUGGUGAGUUUCAUGGUGGAUGCCCGAGGGGGCUCCAUGAGAGGAAGCCGCCAUCAUGGGAUGAGAAUCAUUAUUCCACCACGCAAGUGCACAGCACCCACUCGCAUCACUUGCCGACUGGUAAAGAGACAUAAGCUGGCCAACCCACCCCCCAUGGUGGAAGGAGAGGGAUUAGCCAGUAGACUGGUAGAAAUGGGGCCUGCGGGGGCACAAUUCUUAGGCCCAGUCAUAGUGGAAAUUCCUCACUUUGGAUCAAUGAGAGGGAAGGAAAGAGAACUCAUUGUUCUCCGGAGUGAAAAUGGGGAAACUUGGAAAGAGCAUCAGUUUGACAGCAAAAAUGAAGAUUUAACUGAGUUGCUUAAUGGCAUGGAUGAAGAGCUGGACAGCCCUGAAGAGUUGGGGAAGAAGCGCAUCUGUAGGAUUAUCACGAAGGAUUUCCCCCAGUAUUUCGCAGUGGUCUCACGGAUCAAGCAGGAGAGCAAUCAGAUUGGUCCAGAAGGGGGCAUCUUGAGCAGCACCACCGUGCCCCUGGUCCAAGCAUCCUUUCCUGAAGGUGCUUUGACCAAAAGGAUCCGAGUGGGCCUCCAGGCCCAGCCUGUUCCAGAAGAAAUUGUGAAAAAAAUCCUUGGGAAUAAAGCAACUUUUAGUCCAAUUGUCACCGUGGAGCCAAGAAGAAGGAAAUUCCAUAAACCAAUAACGAUGACCAUUCCUGUGCCUCCCCCCUCGGGAGAAGGUGUAGCCAAUGGCUACAAAGGAGAUGCCACACCCAACCUUCGCCUUCUCUGUAGCAUUACAGGGGGAACGUCGCCUGCACAGUGGGAAGACAUCACAGGAACCACGCCAUUGACAUUCAUAAAGGACUCUGUCUCUUUUACGACCAAUGUUUCAGCCAGGUUUUGGCUUGCGGAUUGCCAUCAAGUUUUGGAAACCGUCGGGUUAGCUACUCAGCUUUACAGGGAAUUAAUCUGCGUCCCCUACAUGGCCAAGUUUGUGGUUUUUGCCAAAAUGAACGAUCCUUUGGAAUCUUCCUUACGUUGCUUCUGCAUGACAGACGAUAAAGUGGACAAAACUUUGGAGCAGCAAGAAAAUUUUGAGGAAGUGGCAAGAAGCAAAGAUAUUGAGGUCCUGGAAGGAAAGCCUAUUUAUGUCGAUUGUUAUGGGAAUCUGGCCCCCCUCACCAAAGGAGGACACCAGUUAGUCUUUAACUUCUAUGCUUUCAAAGAGAACAGGCUGCCAUUUUCAGUCAAGAUCAGAGACACGAGCCAAGAACCGUGUGGUCGAUUGUCGUUUCUGAAAGAACCAAAGACUACGAAAGGAUUGCCCCAAGCAGCUGUUUGCAACUUAAAUAUUACCCUUCCAGCACAUAAAAAGGAAACAGAGUCAGAUCCAGAUGAUGAGACGGAGAAAGCAGACCGUCGCCAGAGCUUUGCAUCUUUGGCCCUACGUAAGCGCUAUAGCUACUUGACUGAGCCUGGAAUGAUUGAACGGAGUGCAGGAGUCACAAGAUCCCUACCCGUCACUGGCUCCUCAUACAAGCCAUUCUUUCCUACGAGACCCUAUCAGUCCUGGACAACAGCUCCAAUGACAGUGCCUGGACAAACCAAGUCAGGCUUGACUUCUUUGUCCAGUUCUUCUUCUAACACUCCAUCGGCUUCUCCAUUAAAGUCAAUAUGGUCUGUUUCUUCUCCGUCUCCAAUCAAAUCCACCUUAGGCGCUUCAACAACAUCUUCAGUUAAAUCCAUUAGUGAUGUGGCCUCGCCAAUCCGAUCCUUCCGGACAGUCUCUUCGCCAAUAAAAACAGUUGUUUCACAGCCUCCCUACAAUAUCCAAGUCUCUCCUGGGUCACUCGUUAGAGCUCCCACAAUAACUGAGGCUACUGUCUCUCCUUUAAAAGGGCUGGCAGCCGGUUCAACCUUUUCCUCUCGGACCUCUCCGGUGACCACAGCCGGCUCCCUUUUGGAGAGGUCGUCAAUUACCAUGACACCCCCAGCAUCCCCUAAGUCCAACAUUAAUAUGUAUUCUUCAACCUUGCCCUUUAAAUCUAUCAUCACUUCUGCACCACCACUGGUAUCUUCCCCUUUAAAGUCCGUGGUGUCUCCCGCUAAAUCGGCAGUCGAUGCUGUUUCCUCCACCAAAGUGAUGGUGGCAUCCUCUCUCUCUUCUCCUGUGAAACAUAUGACUGGGCAUGCAGAGGUAGCAUUAGUUAAUGGGUCUAUUUCACCUCUGAAGUAUCCAUCCUCUUCAGCUUUAAUUAAUGGAGCCAAAGCCUCAGCCACAGCCACGCUACAAGAAAAAAUCUCUGCGGCCACAAACUCCAUUAGCUGUGGUGUUAGUGCAGCCACUGAUACGGUUGAGAAGGUGUUUUCUACCACAACCGCCAUGCCCUUCUCCCCACUCAGGUCAUUUGUGUCUUCAGCGCCAUCUGCUUUUCAGUCUAUAAGAAGUCCUUCCGUGAGUGCACUGUAUACAUCCCUGGGGUCAUCGAUAUCAGCAACUACCUCAUCAGUAACUUCAUCAACAAUCACCGUACCCGUAUACUCUGUAGUCAAUGUUUUGUCAGAACCAGCACUAAAGAAGCUUCCAGACUCCACCUCGAUUACAAAAUCCGCAGCUGCCCUCCUAUCACCCAUUAAAACAUUGACUCCAGAGACACGUCCUCAGUCCCACUUCCACCAGGCAUCAUCCCCGAUUAAGUCAUCCUUGUUCCUCGCGCCCUCUGCUCUUAAACUGUCCACGCCAUCUUCUUUAUCUUCAAGUCAGGAGAUCCUAAAAGAUGUAGCUGAGAUGAAGGAGGAUCUAAUAAGAAUGACCGCUAUCCUGCAGACAGAUGUGGCCGAGGAAAAACCUUUCCAACCGGAACCAACCAGAGAGGGGAGAAUCGAUGAUGAAGAACCCUUUAAGAUUGUUGAGAAAGUCAAGGAAGACCUAGUCAAAGUUAGUGAGAUACUUAAGAAGGAUGUGUGUGUAGAAAGCAAAGGUUCAUCCAUAGCUUCCAAAAAUGACAAAGGACAAUCUCCUGAAGAUGACUGGACGGAGUUUAGUUCAGAAGAAAUAAAGGAAGCCAGACAGCAAGCUGUUCUGUGCCCUCUUGCAUCCACAUCAGAAAAGGUCCAGAUGAAAGCAAAAACUAUGUCUGAAAAGGAUUACAACUUGACCAAAGUAAUUGAUUACUUAACAAAUGAUAUUGGGAGUAGCUCAUUAACAAAUUUGAAGUACAAGCUUGAGGAUGCAAAGAAAGAUGGUGAAGAGAGGCAGAAAAGAAUUUUAAAGCCAGCAAUAGCUUUGCAGGAGCACAAACUUAAGAUGCCUCCCGCCUCCAUGAGGCCUUCCACCUCAGAAAAAGAGUUGUGCAAAAUUGCAGAUUCCUUCUACGGAACUGACACUAUUUUGGAAUCUCCCGAUGACUUUUCUCAGCACGACCAAGAUAAAAGCCCCUUAUCAGAUAGCGGCUUUGAAACGAGAAGCGAGAAGACACCUUCUGCCCCACAGAGUGCAGAAAGCACGGGUCCCAAGCCACUUUUUCAUGAAGUUCCCAUCCCUCCGGUCAUUACAGAAACAAGAACAGAAGUGGUUCACGUGAUCCGUAGCUAUGAGCCUUCUUCGGGAGAGAUCACCGAUGCCCAAGAACGGCCCCUGUCGCCCAAACCCUCGCCACCCUUUAUGGAGCUGGAGCCAAAGCCCACCACUUCUAGUAUUAAAGAGAAAGUCAAAGUAUUUCAGAUGAAAGCCAAUGGAGAAGAGGAAGACCGUAACCGGGCAACGGGCAAAGGCGUCCGCGUCAAAGAAGAAACUCACAUAACCACUACCACGCGGAUGGUGUACCAUUCACCUCCGGGUAGCGAAGGCAACUCAGAAAGAAUUGAAGAAACCAUGUCUGUCCAUGACAUCAUGAAAGCCUUUCAGUCUGGGCGGGACCCGUCCAAAGAACUGGCAGGUCUGUUUGAGCAUAAGUCUGCCGUGUCACCAGAUGUGCACAAGUCUGCUGCUGAGAGCCCACCCCAGCAUGCAGAGAGGGACAGCCCAAUGAAACCCAAGCUGGAGCGUAUAAUAGAAGUCCACAUCGAAAAAGGUAACCAAGCCGAACCCACCGAAGUCAUUAUUAGAGAGACCAAAAAGCAUCCAGAAAAGGAAAUGUUUGUGUAUCAGAAAGACUUAUCUCGGGGUGAUAUUAGCCUAAGAGAUUUUCUGCCUGAGAAACACGAGGCUUCUCCUGGUUCGGAGGAACGGGGUCCCCUGGAGGAAGAAGAGUUAGCUGCAGAGGAUUCCCUGCCUUCGUACCUGGAGUCUUCGAGAGUGAGCACUCCCGUGUCCCAGGAAGAAGACAGCCGCCCUAGUUCUGCCCAACUCAUGUCUGAUGACUCUUACAGAACGUCGAAGCUCUUGAGUCAGCACUCCACAGAAUACCGCGAUGAUGAGUUGUCAGAACUAAGAGGGGAGUCUUACAGGUUUGCUGAGAAAAUGCUUCUCUCAGAAAAGAUAGAUGCGUCUCACUCUGACACUGAGGAGUCGGUUACAGACCGUGCUGUACCCGUUAGUGUGGGUUUACAGGGGUCUGAUAAGCGAUCCAGAGACAAAGUAGCCCCUGCCCCUAAGAGAGAGAUUCUCUCCAAAAUCUACAAAGAUGUUUCUGAAAAUGGUCUAGGUAAAAUAUCCAAAGAUGAGCAUUUUGAUAAAGUGACAGUGUUGCACUACUCUGGAGAUGUUAGUAGCCCAAAACAUGCCAUGUGGAUGCGAUUUACUGAGGACAGAUUAGACAGAGGUAGAGAAAAGUUGCUAUAUGAAGACAGGGUGGACAGGACCGUUAAGGAGGCAGAAGAGAAACUGACAGAAGUGUCCCAGUUUUUUCGUGACAAAACAGAAAAGUUGAAUGAUGAGCUGCAGUCUCCUGAGAAAAAGGCCCGGCCCCAGAAUGUCAAGGAUGCCCCUUCUUCCCAAAGCUCAGCCAGCAGCAGCCCUGAGAAGUUACCGCUGACUGAGUCGUUGACGUCCAGUGAUGACUGGACUAAAGUGAGGCAGCCUGGACGUGAUGGGAAAGGCAUGCCUAAGGCUGAGGAGGAAAAAACUGCCAGUCUGCCCAGCAGUCCCGAGCGGAAGCUCCUGUCCAAGCAGACUGAGGACAGCACACUGCCAGGGGAACCCAGAGGAGGUGUUCCACAGAGCAAAGCUUCUGAAGCUGGCUUCCAGCUCAAACAGUCCAAACUCAGUUCCAUCCGGUUGAAAUUUGAACAGAGCACCCAUCCAAAAAGUAAAGACAUAUCUCAAGAAGAAAAAAAGCUGGAUGGCCCAUCCAAAAUUCCAAUUAAAAAAAUGCAGGAAAGCAAGCUACCCGUUCACCAAGUGUAUGGUAGAGAAAGGCCGCAGAAGGCAGUGGGUCCUGCAGAUGGGUGCGCAUCUUUGCAAAGGGAACUACCGGUAAUGAAAGGAGACCAGACCCAGAACGGUGAAGUGGUUGUAGAUGAUGCUGGUUCUGCCGAUGUUGAGAAACCAAGAACUGAAAUGUCAAGUAAAUCAGUACCUGCACAUUAUUCUGAGCAGCAGUCCAAAGACUUGGCAUAUAGCAUGAGCUCAGACUUGGCAACUAAGGGUCCAUGGGACAAAAAGAUUUUUAGGACAUGGGAAAGUCCAGGGGCUACUAACCAUAAGGCACAGAAAGAAAAACUCUCACACGUACUUGUUCACGAUGUGAAAGAAAAUCAUGUUGACCACCCAGAGAAUCAGGGUCUUGAGCCAAAGAGUGAGUUGAUCUCUGUGUCAGAGAGAGAACACCAGUUGUUAACAAAUGGAGCUCACUCCGAAAUUAAGGAAGUGACUGUAAAAUCUCCAUCCAAAAAGGUUUUAUAUAGGGAGUUUGUGGUUAAAGAAGGGGCACGCACCACCGACGCUGGUGACCAGACACCCCAGAAAAGCGAAGGCACAGCCGUGUCACACAUCCCAGUCCGAAUUGCCGAGGAGGGGAAAAUGUUAUCAUCCUCUGCCAUUCCCGACGGUUUCUGUGACCAGUCCAAAUUUCCCCAAUAUGAACUGUCCCCCAAAUUGCCCCAGUCCAGUUUGAGUAAAGAGACAUUUGAGAGCCAUCAGCUCAAUUCUGUAGAAGAGGAAAAGGUCACCUAUUCGGAGAUCAGCAAAAUCUCCAAGCAUCAUAGUUAUGUAGGGUUGUGUCCUCCCCUGGAGGAAACUGAGACCUCGCCUACCAAAUCUCCUGAUUCCUUAGAAUUUAGUCCAGGCAAGGAGUCUCCCUCCAGUGAUUUAUUUGACCACAGUCCUAUGGAUGGAUUGGAAAAGGCCGCACCAUUAGCAGAGACAGAGGGAGGGAAGGAGAUAAAGACUUUGCCCGUUUAUGUUAGUUUUGUCCAAGUAGGAAAACAAUAUGAAAAGGAAAUACAACAAGGAAGUGUAAAGAGAAUAGUAAGUCAGGAAUGUAAGACAGUUCAAGAGACCAGGGGGGCAUUCUUUACCACCAGACAGCAGAAACAGCCCCCCUCUCCCCAGGGGAGCCCAGAAGAUGACACUCUAGAGCAAGUGUCCUUCUUAGACAGUUCUGGGAAGAGCCCUUUAACCCCAGAAACACCCAGCUCAGAGGAAGUGAGUUAUGAAUUUACUUCUAAGACACCUGACUCACUCAUAGCUUAUAUACCAGGCAAACCCAGCCCAAUCCCUGAGGUUUCUGAGGAGUCAGAGGAGGAGGAGCAGGUUAAGUCUACUUCCCUAAAACAAAUGGCAGCCAUUGACCUGGAAACGUCCAACGCUCUGAACAAAGACUCUCCCAAAAGGUCCAAAGGUAACAGAGUUGCCUAUAUCGAGUUUCCGCCUCCCCCUCCAUUGGAUGCAGACCAGGCAGAGCCAGAUAAGAAGUCCUCUUAUUCCCCCGAGAGGGAGGUAGAAAUGAUGGAAGUCAGUCUACAGGACGAGCAUGACAAAUACCAGCUGGCCGAGCCCGUCAUCCGAGUGCAGCCCCCUUCUCCCAUUCCUCCCGGGGCAGAUGUCAGUGACUCUAGUGAUGAUGAAUCCAUCUACCAACCAGUCCCGAUCAAAAAGUACACUUUCAAACUAAAGGAUGUGGAAGAUGAUCAAAAAGAGGGUUCCAAAUCCAAAAGUUCUGAAAAGACACCCACCCUGAGAGAGUCAGGAAGUAAUGGCCCUAGAAAGGAAAACGAACUUGACAUCGGCCUUGACUCACCACAGAAUGAAGUAGUACAGAACGGGAAUAAUGACCAGUCCAUCACUGAGUGUUCCAUCGCCACCACGGCAGAAUUCUCUCAUGACACAGACGCAACCGAAAUUGAUUCUCUUGAUGGCUAUGAUCUUCAAGACGAAGAUGACGGCCUCACGGAGAGUGAUUCUAAGCUCCCAAGUCAGGCCAUUGACAUCAAAAAAGAUGUGUGGAAUACCGAGGGUAUUUUAAAGCCAGCUGACCGUUCUUUUAGUCAAAGUAAGCUUGAAGUGAUUGAGGAGGAGGAGGGGAAGGUAGGGUUUGAGGAAGAAAAGCUGCUCUCCAAAGGCUCAGCAUCAGAAAAGACUCCUGAUAAAACCGAGCAGAAGUCAGGGACCCAGUUUUUCACAUUGGAAGGCAGACAUCCCGAUAGAUCUGUGUUUCCAGAUACCUAUUUCAGCUACAAGGUAGAUGAAGAAUUUGCGACCCCUUUCAAGACAGUAGCCACCAAAAGUCUAGAUUUUGAUCCUUGGUCUAAUAACCGAGGUGAUGAUGAAGUGUUUGAGACAAAAUCAAGGGAAGAUGAAUCAAAACCAUUUGGUCUGGUGGUAGAAGACCGUUCUCAAGCCACGACCCCAGAUACCACCCCAGCCAGAACGCCAACUGAUGAAAGUACCCCAACUAGUGAACCCAACCCCUUCCCAUUUCACGAAGGAAAGAUGUUUGAGAUGACUCGCAGUGGCGCAAUUGACAUGAGCAAGAGGGAUUUUGUUGAAGAGAGGCUCCAAUUUUUCCAGAUUGGUGAGCAUACUUCUGAAGGGAAGUCAGGGGACAAGGGGGAAGGGGAUAAAACCAUGGGCACUGCCAUCACACAGCCACAGUCAGGGGACACUACAGUAGAAACAGACCUAGAGAGAAAAGUAGAGGCCACCGCAGUUGAACACAAACCCACCAUUCAGCCCAGUGGAGAGUGUCAGGAGGCAGCACUCAGUAGUAGCCCACCGGAGAAGCCACCGGCGGUGGCCAACGCUUCCAAAGUGGACCCCAAGCUGCGCACGCCAAUCAAAAUGGGGAUUUCCGCUUCCACCAUGACCAUGAAGAAAGAUGGCUCCGGAGAAGGGACAGAGAAAGUAGAAGCUAUGCUUUCCAGUGGUCAGGGCUUAGAAAAUGAAACCGUAACAGUGAUUCCAAGUGCAGCAAAUAGCCAGAGAGACUAUAGGCCAAAAGAAAAGCAUGAUUUUCAAAAAGAUAAUUUUAAUAACAACAACAAUUUGGAUUCAUCCACUAUGCAGACAGAUAAUAUUGCCAGUAACGUAGUGCUCCCAGACCAUUCCAUAGCCACUUGUACCACUGAGAAAGCUAACCCACUCAAAGGCUCUUCAGGGGCGCUUCAAGGACACUGUCUAAAAGAGACACAGGAAGUAACUGAAGAACAGAAAAAGAAAAAAGAAUCAGUAGGGCUUAGGCCAAAAUCCAAACUGCCCAUAAAAGCCACCUCCUCCAAAGAUGCCUUCCCGCCAAAACCCAUCCCCAACAAGGCAGUGGGUAAAAUGAGGCAAGUUAGCAAGCCCGAGAGAGCCAGAACCCUUAAUUCGUCUCCAUGUCUAGAAGUUAGGUCCAGGAUUCCAAUAAAAAACCCACCCAGAGAGAACCUAGCGUUAGUCAGAGAAACAGGCACCAAGCCAAAACCGGGCCAGCUAGAAAGAGGCAAGAUCAAGCAGCUUCCUUCCAAAUUACCAGUAAAGGUAAGAUCUGCCUGUGUGGCCACGACCACAGUGAAAGUCAGGAAAACCCAGCUCAGGGAAGUAUGUAAACAUUCGAUUGAAUAUUUUAAGGGAAUUAGUGGUGAGACGUUAAAGCUCGUGGACCGCCUGUCUGAGGAAGACAAAAAGACGCAGCCCGAGGGGUCCGAUGACGAAGACAGUACGUCCAGAAAUACAUCCUCCUCAGAAGUGCCUCGGGUUUGCCCACCUCCCAUUACACGGAAGUCCGCUAGAGAUAAGAGAAAGGAGGCAGCGUCCUUAAAAUCAAAGAAUGGAAAAGCCGGCAGUGAGAGAAGGACUGGUCCACAAAGUCCAUGUGAACGGACAGACAUCAGGAUGGCUAUUGUAGCUGAUCAUCUGGGGCUCAGCUGGACAGAACUGGCGAGAGAGCUGAACUUUUCCGUGGAUGAAAUCAACCAAAUCCGUGUAGAAAAUCCAAACUCUUUAAUUGCUCAGAGCUUCAUGUUAUUAAAAAAAUGGGUUACCCGAGAUGGAAAAAAUGCGACAACUGAUGCCUUAACUUCUGUCUUGACAAAAAUUAACCGAAUAGAUAUAGUGACCUUGCUGGAAGGACCAAUAUUUGAUUAUGGAAAUAUUUCUGGCACCAGGAGCUUUGCAGAAGAGAAUAAUGUUUUUCAUGAUCCUGUUGAUGGUUGGCAGAAUGAGGCCUCCACGGGCAGCCCCGAGCCACCAAUGCCGGGUCGCAGGAUAGCUGGUGGGUUACUGGAUCGACUGGAUAACAGCUCUGACCAAUGUAGGGAUUCUAUUACCUCGUAUCUCAAAGGAGAGACUGGCAAAUUCGAAGCCAACGGCAGUCACCCCGAGGCCUUUCCCGAAACCACGGCGAAGUCUCACGUCCAAGAAUCACAGAACGACGUCGGCAAGCCGAGGGACAAGGAGCCUCAGAAACCAAAAACCCCAGGUUCUGGCCGCAGCGACGGGCCAGCAGCCUACCAGAAAUCUGUGGAAGACACUAGCAAGCAGUUAGCAGAUGAGAUCAAAACCGCCGUGCCUGUCAGUGUGAAAAAGAUGAAUAGGACUUCUCCCGGGGAUGCAAAGCCACGGCUAAACCUCCAUGAGGAAGAGGGAGCUGUGGUGCCUGAGCACAAGCAGGGAGAAGGCUAUAAGGUGAAGACAAAGAAAGAAAUCCGCCCUGUAGAAAAGAAGAGCCACUCAUAACGGCAGGACGGAACGGAGUAUAUGCUUUUACUGCCAGUAUUCAAGAGAAGGAGUCAUGGAAGAAGAAUCAACAGGAAUUGAAAAUCCACUGAGGAGAAUGUGUGCGUGUGUGUAUGCGUGUGUGUGUGUGCGUACGUGCGUGCGUGUUUGCUGCUUCCACGCAUUAACCGCAUGGUUUUUAUGCAAAAAAAAAAAAAAAACAGAGAGAGAGAGAGAGAGAGAGAAAAAAGAAAGAAAAAAAAAGGAAAGAAAGACACGUCCCACGCAUUUUAAUUUCGCAUGAGCAUGGAAAUCCCCUCUCACUUCCAGGAUCUGAGAGCGCACCAUUCAUGACGCAGCACACACACAAGACACGGACCACACUCUUACCAGCUUCGAUUAAUGUCAUCUCAAAAAAUCACAAUUCCUGAGGCCAGACGGGACAGAAGACAAGACAAUAGAAGCGACUGAAAGAUACUCAGAUGGCUAAAUCCACAGCAGCUCGCCUUAUUUCUCUCGGACCCAAACUGUCAGGGCAUAAACACUGUUUGUUUCUUUUUUAAAACAUCGGUAGUUUUGCUGUAAAUAAAUAACACUGUAUAAAUUCUAACAGAAAAUAGAAUAAAUAUGAAUAAGGCACUGCCUCUUAGGACACAAACAAAGUAUCACAAAUGCAUUUAACAGACUAGGUGGUCCAAGGGGCUUCACCUAUGAGGGAGACUUGGGGCCGGGGAUGGGAGGGAGUGGGGAUCUUCACCAAUUCUUGUAUAUUAGCAAUUAUAAUGUUUGUAUAUGCAAAACUGCUAGCUUGAUUUUAAAAAAAUCUUUAAAAUCUGCUGCAAAUUUAAAUGAUUCCCAAAAUGAGGAAUUCUGUAGUUCUGUGAAAAUUUUUCUGCAGAGUACUAAUAUUUUGAUGCAUGUGUAUCACCUUAUUUUGAUUAAAAUCUUUUCCAAUUUUGCAAACACUACAGUAUACCACGACACGGAAGAGGAGAUUUUAUCUGUAAACACAACGCCCUUCAUCUAAUAUUUGUUGCUGUUGCCAAUUUUUCAAUGAAACAACCUAAAAAAGGAACAAAAAAAAAAAAGAGACUACCAUAGUUGCUUUUGGGGGAGGGGGGGUGCUAACUGUUAACUGCUUACAAAGCGGGGUUAAUGCUUGCAGCUUUAGAGAUGGGUUGGUGCUCAAUAGAAGCACAAGUUUUGGUAUUUAAAAAAAAUGAACUGAACAGAAAAUAUUAGCUCAUAGACUGGCAGCACGCUGUAAAAUUAUUACCGUCUUGUGUACUGGCGCUCAGAUGUAGAAUCUUCCAGCAAGCCAAUCAUCUGUAACCAUUCUAGCACUGUAAUAUUAGGUUCUUAAGGCUGCUGUGUUUUAAGGGGCAUUUUUAUUUGGGUUUUGGUGAAAUACUUUAAUUUGUUGAUUAUAUUCAUAUCAAAACAGCAUUCAUUGACAAAUAGCUCUAAUGACAUAUGUAUGAAAAAAAACACACUGGAUGAUCUAGUUAAUUAUUUAAGCAUAAAAAUAAAUUGUGUUAAAACUCUUCA
Molecule: messenger RNA, 14571 nt
Organism: Vombatus ursinus (common wombat)
Lineage: Eukaryota; Metazoa; Chordata; Mammalia; Diprotodontia; Vombatidae
Gene: ANK3
Product: ankyrin 3
Exons: 44
Coding region: 1-13044 (4347 amino acids)
Biological process (GO): signal transduction; regulation of cardiac muscle contraction; protein localization to T-tubule
Cellular component (GO): T-tubule
Molecular function (GO): protein binding
Source: RefSeq, a predicted model, not a curated record